CCUUCGCCGCCGCCGCCGCCGUCGUCGCCGCCGCCGCCGCCUCCCGCUCCUCAGGCCGUCUCCGCCGCCUCCGCCUCCUCCGCCUCAGCAUGAGAGGAGCCGCCGCCGGGACGCCCUGCCACCCCCCACUGCCGAGCCCGGUAAAGUACUGAAGUGUAGAUUACUGACCUGAUAACAAAAACCUGCAAUAAAAUGGCAAUGUCUAGGGUACCAACCCCACCUCCACCUGGAGAGAUGACCUGUGGGCCUAUAGCUGAAAGUUGGUGUUACACACAGGUUAAAGUAGUAAAAUUUUCCUACAUGUGGACCAUUAAUAACUUCAGCUUUUGUAGAGAAGAAAUGGGUGAAGUUUUAAAAAGUUCUACAUUUUCAUCAGGCCCAAAUGACAAAAUGAAAUGGUGCCUGAGAGUAAAUCCAAAGGGAUUAGAUGAUGAAAGUAAAGACUACUUGUCCUUAUAUUUGCUUUUAGUCAGCUGCCCCAAAAGUGAAGUUCGAGCAAAAUUCAAAUUUUCCCUUCUAAAUGCUAAAAGGGAAGAAACAAAAGCAAUGGAAAGCCAAAGAGCGUAUCGAUUUGUACAAGGGAAGGACUGGGGAUUUAAAAAAUUCAUUAGGAGAGAUUUUUUGCUAGAUGAAGCUAAUGGUCUUUUACCAGAUGACAAGCUUACAUUGUUUUGUGAGGUAAGCGUGGUCCAAGAUUCAGUAAAUAUAUCAGGACAGACUAAUACAAACACUUUGAAAGUACCUGAAUGUCGACUAGCAGAAGAUUUAGGGAAUCUUUGGGAAACCACAAGAUUUACUGAUUGCAGUUUUUUUGUGAGAGGACAAGAAUUCAAAGCUCAUAAAUCUGUUCUUGCAGCUCGCUCCCUCGUUUUUAAUGCAAUGUUUGAACACGAAAUGGAAGAAAGCAAAAAGAAUCGAGUAGAAAUCAGUGAUGUAGACCCAGAGGUUUUUAAAGAAAUGAUGAGAUUCAUUUAUACAGGGAAAGCACCAAACCUUGACAAAAUGGCUGACAACUUGUUAGCAGCUGCAGACAAAUACGCACUGGAUCGGCUGAAGGUGAUGUGUGAAGAAGCUUUGUGUAGUAACCUCUCAGUAGAAAAUGUUGCUGAUAUCCUUAUCCUUGCAGAUUUGCACAGUGCAGAACAGUUGAAAGCACAAGCAAUAGAGUUCAUUAACAGGUGCAGUGUACUUCGACAAUUUGGGUGUAAAGAUGGGAAAAACUGGAACAGCAACCAAACAACAGACAUAAUGGAAACAGCAGGCUGGAAGUCUAUGAUUCAGUCCCACCCUCAUUUAGUGGCAGAGGCCUUCCGAGCACUAGCAUCUGCACAGUGUCCACAGUUUGGUAUUCCUCGCAAACGACUAAAACAGUCCUGAAAUCUUCCAUGAACUUUAGAAAAACUCAGUUGACUUUUACUCCUCCAGGUCCAGAUGGAUUCUAAUAUACAAACCAUAAACAAGAAUUGUUUUUGUUAUCCUUGUCCACAGAACAGAAGCUGAAAAAGCAUUGUUUGCUUUUCAGAUGGAUAAUUUAUGGUUUAAUCUUCAGCUUUAAAUUAGACUGAUUACUCUCUAAUUCACUGCAAGGCCUUAAAUUAUCUUCAAUGACUUCUCUAGUUCAUAUAGGCUAAUUUUUUUUUUUUUAAAUUGUGCCUUGUCUUUUUGACUAGGCUAUGCAGGAUUGCACUAGCUCCAUAAUGCAGUAAAAUUGAUAACUGAAGAUAUUAAGUUUCAAAAGGAUCUUCCAUUAUUUUGAAAAACAAAAUGAAUUUUAUAGUUUUGGUCCAGUGCUAUCUCGAAGGUUAAAACUAGGCUCUCCUCAAAAACACUUGAAUUGGAGAUGACCAUGGAUAUGCUCCAGUCCAAGUCUUGUGAAUACAGGAGAGCUUGCUUACCUUCAAGGUAAGUUAUGGCAAUACACUACUUUGAUUCUAAUUUAUUUUUCAUUGUAGGGGCAAAUAUGCAAUGGUUUGGCCUGAAAGAAUUGUAUUUUCAAUACAGUUUGUAAUACAUGUCUGUAUGUUAACUGUGCAACAAACUUGAGAAACACAUAAUAAACUUUUGCCUGUGUUUCUUCAUGCCCUAGUUAAUGAUGUUUGAAAAUUAAGGUUAAGAUGUCAAAAAAAUAAUAUUUGCUCUUAGAAAUUUUAUAUUUAUUUUGACCCACAUUUAUAUGAAGAUUCCUGGACAUGCAGAAAGUAUACAUAUAAUGACCAAAUGUAAAUUAAAUUAAUGGGCCAAAUUAAGAAUGAUAAAUAUGCACUUUUAAUGUGUAACUUUUUGUAUACUGAGUGGUACAUAUAUAUUUUGCUUCUGAUUGAAUUAAUGAGGUACAGUUAAUGUGUCUUAACUUUUUUGGGAAAAAAACACCAAGAUAUUUGGAGCCAACUGGGACACUCAUUUUGUUACCAUGGACAAGGAAAAUAACAAUUAAGACAACAGAAUUGAGUAAUUUAUGUACUCUCCCUUCCACAUAAUAAAACAGGAUCCUGAGCAGCUUGCUCUCCUCUUUUUCCUUUUACAUACAAACAAUUGUGUGCAACUAUAUGAUUUCUCUAAAGGGAUGUGCACACUAGAGGAGAAGACCUUCUCCUUCUCCUCUUCUCCCCCCCCCCCCCCCCCAUGAUAAGUAUUCCAGGCCACAUUUACAAGCAUUGUUCUCUCCUCCCCCUACCCCCACUGUCUUAAAUUAACGUGCAUUGUGGACAAUAUUGAAAUUCUGCAUAAUGUGAACAGGACAAACCAUUUGGAAACUCCUUUUCAUGGGCCAGUUCUUAUAUAUGAAUUUUAGCUUUAAAUAACAUUUUCAGUGUUCAAUAGCUUUGUUUACAAUUUGAAGGGGGGUGGAAUAUCUGCAAUGGUGCACAGUAUAGGAAGAGCAGGAGAGUAACUGUUGAGUUACUGCUUUAAAUUUACUGUAAUAGUGAUAAUAUAUAAAUUGAUGCUAGGCAAAUUUUUUGUUUCAUCACAAAGGAAGAAGUGUCUCACUGGAAAAUAAAACAUAUUAAAUAUAUAUAUAUAUUUAUAAUUUUAUUCACAAAAGAUUGUAAUUUGCCUGUAGAGUUUUACAAUACAGGACAAAGGAAUUUAAACUUUAUCUUCCAAAAUAAUUUGUAUUUCCCAGGUCUUCAUUUGUAAUCCUAAUGUUUAAGGAAGAGAAUGUAUGCAUAUUUACACUUAACACUGAAAAGUAAGCAUUUACUUACAAACUAGAAAGAGUUUAAGGAUUCAUACUUUAAAAUCUUUAAAUAUCUUUCUAUGAUUUUAACUGUAUUGUAUCAGUUUUGAAAUUGGAAGCAUCCCUUGGGCAAGCAGAAAGAUUAAAGUUGAACAGAAGAUUCCUUCCCUGAUAACAGGCUCUUUCUGUCCUUUGGAGUAGUAAGAAGAGUAAAAUACACACUUUCCUGACUCAAUGAGAUUGAUCUAUGUGAUUUUCAAUGUGAAGUUAGUUAUUUUCAAAAGGGUUUUUUUGUUUGUUUGGUUUGGUUUGGGGUUGGUUUUAUUAUUUGGUGUUUUUUUAACUCCUGCUAGAGAUCUCUGAGACUGGCUACCUGGGAUAUAAAUACUGUUUCCUCCACCUCAGUUUAGUGAAAUUUUUCUGCCAUGUAUUAUAGUAAAAUUUAAGAUAUGCAUAUAUGUAAUGGUGUGUGGUGCAUGUGUAUGUAUAUGUAUAUACAUGUACAUACAACAUAUAGAUAUGUACAUAUAUACACAUAUAUCUCACACCAUGCAUAAAUUCACUGCUAAAACUACAGCUCUUAAACACAGUAACUUGAGUAAUGUUUAUUACUGUGUAAUAUUCACUUCAGCUUGUUCUAAUAUAAUAUUACUGUCUAUUGGAAAGCUUAAAGAUUUUAUUAUAAAGAUUUUUAAAAGCUCAAUAGCACAUUUUGUACCAAAAAAUGUCAAACACUGUGCUGUAAGAACAUCUACGUUUGUAAAAGUGUCCACUUUUCAGAUAAUUCAAUGCAUACCUUCCUUACACUAACAGAAAAUUGUAUGGCAUUGUUUUGCUUAUUUUUAUUUAUUAUGUAUAUUUUCAGUUUUGUUAUGUCUUAAGGAAAAGGUAAACAGUUGAUGUAUUCUCAAGUGGAUGCAUUCAUUAUUAGUUCUUUGGUUGCAUUUAAACCCCAUGUAAUUCUCAGUGGGCCCUAAUGACUGUCCAGAACAUUUUUGUCCUUUUGAAUCACCAGCUUGCUUCUGUGUCCCUUUUUUGUCGCUUCAGAGGGGGCUUUGCCCUAGAAAUGUAGUGGUUGAUUUCAAAUGUUCUACGUUAUAAAAUAACCAUUACAAAAUGUUCUUAUUCAGGCAAAGAUUUUUAAAGUGUGUAUGUACGCGUGUGUUUUGUUUUUAAAAUCGUACAAGUGUUUGGAGCACAAGUAUGAAGGUGCCAUCACAUUUUGGCUUGCCAACAUUACCUCCUUAAAUAUUCAUGUCUACCACCUUCAAACUUUUUUGGAGAAUUUUGCAUGUGUUGUGUGGUCAUGUUGCGUGUGUAUACACGCUUGUAUGUAUGUGUGUGUGGUAUUUUUACAGAGAUAGAUUUUUCUGAAAAUAGGACUCAGUUAAAUCUUAAAAUUACAGGUUAGUUUUAGGUAUUUCAUUUCAACUUGUUUUACUUAGGAGGCAGUUCAGGAGGCAAGGAAACUAUAAAAUACUUUUUUAUAUGGUCAAUUUACUGCAUACUGAACUAAGAAAACAGUGCCUUUUCAGGACUUCUAUGAUAAAAUUAAGUUAUAAAAUAUUUUAAAAUACCUUAAGUUUUCUCAAGUAUUACUGAUGCAUAUGUAAACUAGAUUCAAAAUAAAUUAUGAAAAAAUUGGAUUAAUUUAUUUGCCUCUUUGACAUUGCAAUAUCCUUACAAUUGAAAUCAGAAAGCAAAUCUCCUUUGCAAAUGUGUAAUCAAGGACAUUUCUAAAAUCUAACCCUGGUCCAUUAUUCAGAUUAAAAAAAAAAAAUCCAGUGCAAUCAGUCAUACACAGUAUUUCUGAACAGGAAGAGCACCUGUGGGGCGUGCCUCCCUCCUCCCCCCACCCCCACCCCCGUCCCCCACCCCCCACCCCAAUUGAGACAUGUCACAUAUUUUAUUUGCAUUCUCAUGGUCUGAAAUAAGUAUUUUAAGAAUGAAAUUUUGAGAGUUUGUUAUUUCCUUGGAAAGGUCUUCAUUAGUUUAAAAUCAGUAUUUCAGUCCAGGUUAAAACUUAUCUAAAUUCCAAGUAUUAACUUCAUUUAUUUGAAAUUGACUCAGUAAUACUGGUCACUGGUUUUAAUGUAUUAGAAAGAUGUACACAUUCGUACACACACACACACACACAGAGCUUCCUAUAAACUAUCAAGAUUAAACUAGUUUAACCAGUGCUCUGCACAUAGUAGGUGCUUAAUAAAUGUUUGCUGAAUUGAAUUAAACUCACAACUUAUUUUCUGUUUGCAGUAAAUGGACUUUAUAUUUGAAAGGGAAUUUGUGGGAAUUCUUCAGAUGUUUGACUUCAGUUAAUUCUGUAUUCGGUGUUUAGAAUGAAGGCUUAACUUAAAUGAGUCCUGUUUUGGAAAUAAACACAUUGUUAUUAUGAUUUAAAGACCAGUAUUGGGAUGGGUAUGAUUUAGAAAAUUCAUAAUAUAUGUAUAAACACUUGCAUCAAACCGGCCAGCCUCUUUUUUUAAUCAGCUGAUGUUAAUGUUCAGAUACUUUUUGUAUCUUGUUGCUGAAAAUAUUUUUGCAUUUCAGCACAUCAAGUUACAAUAAAGUUAUUACUU
Molecule: messenger RNA, 5754 nt
Organism: Dromiciops gliroides (monito del monte)
Lineage: Eukaryota; Metazoa; Chordata; Mammalia; Microbiotheria; Microbiotheriidae
Gene: SPOPL
Product: speckle type BTB/POZ protein like
Exons: 11
Coding region: 193-1377 (394 amino acids)
Biological process (GO): regulation of proteolysis; proteasome-mediated ubiquitin-dependent protein catabolic process
Cellular component (GO): nucleus; cytoplasm
Molecular function (GO): ubiquitin protein ligase binding
Source: RefSeq, a predicted model, not a curated record